This is a messenger RNA of Penicillium soppii, 918 nucleotides long. RefSeq names its product DUF2011 domain-containing protein. Lineage: Eukaryota; Fungi; Ascomycota; Eurotiomycetes; Eurotiales; Aspergillaceae. The record is from RefSeq and is a predicted model, not a curated record. The transcript has 3 exons. Bases 1 to 918 code for a protein of 305 amino acids.
AUGUUUGAUCUACCAGAAGCUAAGCGCGUCCGUCGAGAUGAGAUGCGUUCUCCGGCGUCAUCCCGCUCGCCAUCACCAUCAGCCGACGACUCCGAAGCCCGAGAUGCAUAUGCCAGAUUGGGGAAAUUGCUCAAUCUCGAUCAUUUGAAUGAUGCACCAGACACCGCAGAACAAGACAAUGACCCCUCUCAGCCUGUAGAGGAGGAUGAUGAACAAGAAUUCGAGUUUCGUUUGUUCAGUGCCCCCACCAAAUCUAAAGAAGAGACGACCAAACAAGUGGAUGGCGAGCAAGAUGAGAACGCCACGAAUACAGAGGCUAGGCCUGCCAGCACAACGCAAAAACUCCGCAUUCGACUUGAUUCGCCUACGCCCGGGUCUGGUGAGGGUGGACUUGUGAAGGCUUCCCGCGACUGGGAUUACUAUUUCUCUACGCCUGCGCUGUCAGGCACACACGACGGCGAAAUCGCAUCCGAGGACGAAGACCGGAUAGCGGAGAAGAAGAAACAGUUCGAGAACAUGGCUGUGAGUGGGGAUCAUAUGCUUGGGUGGGCUCAGUCGCAAGCUUGGCCCGGCUGCCAUUUGCCAUGGCGUGUCAUCCACCUUAAGCGCCAUCAAACCAAAAUGCCACGGCCUGCGGGCAGCCUCCCGAUUUACGUGGUGGAGGGUGCACCCGUGUCAAAGAGUCCACUCACCCGGAAGAAGCCCGGGAAGAAGAGGCGGGUGCAGCUGCGCAAGCGUGUUGUCGCUGCCCAAGUUGCUAAAGAGAAUGAGGCGGAGAAGCGAACCCGCAAAAACCGCGAGAGGAAGCUCAAGCGCAGACAAAAGGCCAGAGAGCAGAAGGCCGCGGCGGCUGGUGUCAGUGUGGAAGAUAUCGCUAUGGCCGACGGAGAUGAUGCCUCAUCGGGCGGAGAGAACUAG